AAUACAGUGACCUAUAAUGAUGUGCAUGUCGACAUCACUCAGGAAGAGUGGGUAUUGAUGGAUCCUUCACAGAGGAAUCUCUACAAAGAUGUGAUGCUGGAGACCUUUAUGAACCUCACUGCUAUAGGCUACAACUGGGAAGAUCUUGAAGUUGAAGAACAUUUUCAAAGUUCUCAAAAGCAUGGAAGGCAUGAAAGAACACAUACUGGAGAGAAACCCUACGAAUGUAAUCAGUGUGGUAAAGCUUUUGUUCAUCACAGUACUCUUAAAUUCCAUGAAAGAACCCAUACUGGAGAGAAACCCCAUGAAUGCAAUCAGUGUGGUAAAUCUUUUGCUUAUCACAAUCAUCUUCAAGGGCAUGAAAGAACACAUACUGGAGAGAAACCCUAUGAUUGUAAUCAGUGUGGUAAAGCCUUUGCUCGUCAUAAUGCUCAUCAAAGGCAUAAAAGAACACAUACAGGAGAGAAACCCUAUGAAUGUAAUCAGUGUGGGAAAGCGUUUGCUCGUCACAGUACUCUUCAAUUGCAUGAAAGAACACAUAUUGGAGAGAAACCCUAUGAAUGUCAUCAGUGUGGGAAAGC
Molecule: messenger RNA, 581 nt
Organism: Peromyscus californicus insignis
Lineage: Eukaryota; Metazoa; Chordata; Mammalia; Rodentia; Cricetidae
Product: zinc finger protein 120-like
Exons: 4
Biological process (GO): negative regulation of transcription by RNA polymerase II
Molecular function (GO): DNA-binding transcription repressor activity, RNA polymerase II-specific
Source: RefSeq, a predicted model, not a curated record